GACAAGAACCGGUACAAAUACCGAGUUGAAAUACAGCAAAUGAUGUUUGUUUCUGGGGAAACGAAUGAACCGCCCGAGCGUACCACUGAUUUGAUCGAAGAUAUAGUGAGAGACCAAGUUGUGGCUUUAUUGCUGCAAGCACAACGUACAACCCAAUCACGGGGCCAGAAAUCUAUUUUGCCUGAAGACUUGAUUUUCCUGAUAAGGCAUGACAAGGCCAAGGUGAACAGACUACGUACGUAUCUAUCGUGGAAAGACGUUAGGAAAAAUGCUAAAGACCAAGAAAAUGGUGACCUCGCAGCUGCUGCCGCUGGAGGUGGGGAUCUAUUAGAAGAAGCAGCCAACGCCGGUAGUGUUGGGGGAGCCAGUAGUGUUGAUAGUAAAUUGCUGGCAGCCAAGCAAAAGAAAAGCUUGAAGUUGCCGUGGGAGCUAGAGUUUAUGUUUACCGAACAACCUUUGAACGGAGGCUUGAACGGGGUGGUGGAAGAUGAGAAAAUUGACGAAGAGGAAAGAGAGGCCGUCUUGGCACAGAUAAAAAGAUUAAAACAGAACGAUGAACGUACGAAGGACAUGACACAACAGGAGUACGUCCAUUGGUCGGAAUGCAGACAGGCCAGCUUUACCUUCAGAAAGAGUAAGAGAUUCAGAGAAUGGUGUGGAAUAUCGCAGGUUACAGAAAGCAGGCCGAAUGACGAUGUCAUUGAUAUUUUAGGGUUUCUAACUUUUGAAAUGGUGUGUUCGAUUACGGAAGAAGCUCUUAAAGUGAAAAGCUCAAUGGACAGUCUUUCUGAAGAGCGUGACGCCCGUCGCUACCUCUUCAUGGAACCAAGCAACGACAACAAGCCGAUUCAUGUCGAGCAUAUCCAGGAAGCGUGGAGACGAUUGCAAGAGAUUCCUAGAAGUAAGAAGGCAUUGUACAAUUUCCGUGGUGGCAGAAUGUUGCGGACGGUGAGGUUGAUA
Molecule: messenger RNA, 960 nt
Organism: Pichia membranifaciens NRRL Y-2026
Lineage: Eukaryota; Fungi; Ascomycota; Pichiomycetes; Pichiales; Pichiaceae
Exons: 1
Biological process (GO): transcription by RNA polymerase II
Cellular component (GO): SAGA complex
Molecular function (GO): transcription coregulator activity; protein heterodimerization activity
Source: RefSeq, a predicted model, not a curated record